UGUUGCCCCACCUCUAUUUCCAAACACAUGCGGUAGAAAAAGUGUGAUUACAUUAGCUCGAUUUCGACUUGAUUUCAAGGCAUCUUGCUAAAUUCGGAGUAACCACAGAGUGGCGGUGACUGCCAACAUCCAGCAGAAGAUCGGGACGCACUUGAGAUGACGAGCGGUACGGAUGCGAGAGAAGAGGGCGCUGUCGCGGUGCAGCUGCCGCUCAAGGUCGCCCGCCGGAGAAUCGAGCGCGUUGGCUUGGCAUACUUUGCGCAACGGCGCCAAUUUUUAGCACCCGGCGGCGUGGAGCGCAGCGAUAGCGAUGAAAAGCUGGAGGGAGUCGGCGAGGAGGUGGACGUCAGCUACCUCAAGUCCCUGGAUCCCAAAGAAUGGAAGGACCAGGAUCACUACGCCAUUCUGGGUCUCGGAAAACUGAGAUACGAAGCAAGCGAGGAUGAUAUUCGACGGGCAUACAGACGCAUGGUCCUGCUGCAUCAUCCCGAUAAACGGAAAGCCAAGGGCGAGGAAGUGAUUCAGGACGAUGACUACUUUACGUGCAUAACCAAAGCCUACGAGAUACUGGGGACAUCCAAGACACGUCGCAGCUUUGACUCCGUGGAUCCCGAGUUCGACGACUCGCUGCCCUCACAGAACGAAAUCGAUGGCGAUUACUUUGGCGUGUUUAACAAAUUUUUCACACUCAACGGACGCUGGAGCGAGAGACCACACGUUCCCGCCUUCGGGCAGGUGGACGCCAAGCGCGAGGAGGUGGAGCGCUUCUACAAUUUCUGGUAUGACUUCAAGUCGUGGCGAGAGUUUAGCUACCUGGACGAGGAGGACAAGGAGAAGGGACAGGACCGCGACGAGCGGCGAUGGAUCGAGAAGGAGAACAGGGCGGCGCGGAUCAAGCGCAAGAAGGAGGAAAUGUCCCGUAUCCGCGCGCUCGUCGAUUUGGCCUACAACAAUGACAAACGAAUCCAGCGGUUCAAGCAGGAAGAGAAGGAUCGCAAGGCCGCCGCCAAACGAGCCAAGAUGGACGCCGCCCAGGCCCAAAAGGCUGAGGCGGAUCGAGCCAUUCGGGAAGCUGCUUUGGCCAAGGAGAAGGCCGAAAAGGCGGAGCAGAAGCGCAUCGAGCAGAUCCGCAUCGAACGCGAGCAGCAGAAGAAGCUGCUUAAGAAGGAGCGCAAAACGCUGCGCGACAAAGUUAAGGACUGCAAGUAUUACGCAAAGAACGACAAGGAUCAACUGAAGCACAUGGAGGGCACCGAGAAGAUCUGCGAGACAUUCAAUCUGGCAGAGCUGCAAGCCUUGAACAAGGCCAUGGAAACUAAGGGUCGUGAAUCCUUUGUGGCCGCCCUGCACACAGCCGAGCAGAAGAUCGCCGCCGAGCUGGAGGAGAUUAACCAGACGCAGGCUAAGAAGGUGGCUAGUGCAGCGGUGACGCCGAAAGGUGUCAAGGAGGUGAAAAAGGGCGAACUCUGGAGCAACGAGAACGUGCAGCUGCUCAUCAAGGCGGUCAAUCUGUUUCCCGCUGGCACUGCCCAACGCUGGGAUGUGAUCGCCACGUUCAUCAACCAGCACAGUCCGGGAAAUACCGUCCUGGUCAAUGCUAGGGAUGUGCUGAACAAGGCAAAGGCGCUGCAGAACACAGAUCACUCGAAGAGCUCGCUAAAAACCCAAGCCAACGAUGCUGCUUUCGCUAGUUUCGAGAAGUCCAAGAAGGAAGUGCAGACGUGCAACGACAUAACUCUGGGCGAUGAGACGCCGGCCCAGGCCAGCAAGGAGAACGUCAAACAGAACGGAGUAGAUCAUAAGGUGAACAAUCAACCGGCCAAGCAGAAUGGCAACGCAGCGGCUCCUGCUGCAGCAUCGCCCGCAGCAGCUGCACCACCAGCUCCGGCCACAAAUGGAACUUCUGGUGGCAGCGGCGGCGGUGGUGGUGCCGCCUCCAAAACCUGGACCAAGGAGGAGCAGGCACUGCUCGAGCAGGCCAUCAAAACCUAUCCCACGACGACGCCCGAUCGCUGGGACCGCAUCGCCUCGUGCAUACCGAAUCGCAGUAAAAAGGAUUGCUUGCGCCGCGUCAAGGAGCUGGUCGAGCUGGUUAACUCCAAGAAGGAGGCGCAGGCGGCGGUUAAAUGAGUGUGGCUUAUGCCCUGCUAUACCCUGCCAUUUGUCCGCCUCAACCUCUUCUAGCUGCUGUGUCCCAUAUAAAUUUUAUUUAAAUAAAACAUAAAAAGUUUUUGAACGUUUAGCGAAAAGUUA
Molecule: messenger RNA, 2253 nt
Organism: Drosophila ficusphila
Lineage: Eukaryota; Metazoa; Arthropoda; Insecta; Diptera; Drosophilidae
Product: dnaJ homolog subfamily C member 2
Exons: 3
Coding region: 157-2130 (657 amino acids)
Biological process (GO): 'de novo' cotranslational protein folding; regulation of translational fidelity
Cellular component (GO): cytosol
Molecular function (GO): Hsp70 protein binding; ribosome binding
Source: RefSeq, a predicted model, not a curated record